AUGUCUCUGGAAAAAGUUGCAGCGGUAAACGCUGUUCCAGCAGAGACUGCAGAACCUGCAGAGACAGACUGGUGCAUUCACUACACCAGAAUAUCACUGCAUGACCGGGACGGGGCUGAGUGGGUUCAAUCCUUCAAGGUGAACUGCAUUCGCGACGGCGUCACUUCCGUGUUGUCAACGACGUGA
Messenger RNA from Penicillium verrucosum, 186 nucleotides. RefSeq lists its product as uncharacterized. Bases 1 to 186 code for a protein of 61 amino acids. Lineage: Eukaryota; Fungi; Ascomycota; Eurotiomycetes; Eurotiales; Aspergillaceae. The transcript has a single exon. The record is from RefSeq and is a predicted model, not a curated record.